This is a messenger RNA of Fomitopsis serialis, 1663 nucleotides long. RefSeq names its product kinase-like domain-containing protein. Gene Ontology annotation, molecular function: ATP binding; protein serine/threonine kinase activity. The transcript has 3 exons. Gene Ontology annotation, biological process: negative regulation of glycogen biosynthetic process; intracellular signal transduction; protein phosphorylation. Bases 48 to 1205 code for a protein of 385 amino acids. NCBI's taxonomy places the organism in Eukaryota, Fungi, Basidiomycota, Agaricomycetes, Polyporales, Fomitopsidaceae. The record is from RefSeq and is a predicted model, not a curated record. Gene Ontology annotation, cellular component: nucleus; cytosol; cytoplasm.
CGUACCUGCUCGGCGACGAGCUCGGUGCGGGUGGAUACGGUUUCGUCAUGACCGCUCGCCAUCGUACAGAGGGGAACGAGGUGGCGGUCAAGUUCAUCAUCAAGACUAAGGUGCCUGACCAUGCGUGGGUGGAUGACGGGUACGGUGGACGGGUACCAUCGGAGGUCAUGCUACUCGGUGGACUGGAACAUCCGAACAUCGUCAAGUGCUUUGAGCUUUAUGAGGACGAGAUCUACUAUUACAUGGUGCAAGAGCUGCAUGGCACGCCUUGGGUGUCGAAGAAGGACAAAAGGGUGAAGCAGCCGUCUGCUCCGGGAUCGCUCUCCGCGCCGUCGGUUUCCUCGCCGCCGUUGCUGACCCCUUCCUUGUCCACCGACUCGAUGCUCGACUCCGUACCGUCUACACCGUCCCUGUCGGCUGAGAGCCUGCGUGAUCUUCCUGCCGUCUCCAUCUCUCUGCAGAGUUCGGCAUCACCUGAGCAAGGCUCCGCUCUCUUCUCUCCAUCGCACGUCCAACACCCUUCUGCGCCGGCGGCACACGAGGUGGGAAAGGAGAAAUGCGAGGGAGGAGCAGAGGCGCAGGGUCUCCUCCGGCCGCCGCUCCCCUUGCCUCUCCAGGUCCGCCCUAACUUCACAAGACGCCCGUCGCAUGACCUCUUCGAGUGCAUCGAGCAGAGCAAGUAUAAACGUCUCUCUGAGAACCAGGCACGAUACAUCUUCGCCCAGGUCGUGGAGGCCGUGUAUUACUUGGACAGUAAGGGUAUCACGCAUUGCGAUAUCAAGGACGAGAACCUACUUGUAGACAGCGAUCUCAAGGUCAAGUUGAUUGAUUUCGGCAGUGCCGUCUGGGUGGACGACCCUUCCGCACCUCGGCCGUACUACCACCAAUUCUACGGCACUACCGCGUAUGCAUCCUCCGAGAUCCUGCGGAAAAUGCCCUAUCGCGCUCCCCCUGCUGAGACGUGGACGCUCGGUGUGCUGCUCUCCUACCUCCUCACGGGACAUUCGCCGUUCCCGACUGAACAGGACGCGAUGGAUGGCCGGAUCACUCUCCGCGAAUUGGGUUCUGCGCGGAUUAGUCGGGCAGCAAUCUCGCUCAUGCAGAGAUGCCUGGAGCGUGACCCUGAUCGUCGUGCUGAUAUCGUGGAAGUGCGCGGCCAUCGAUGGCUGGCGGGCGCGCUGGAGCGGGAUGGACUGGAUCAGUAGGCCUCGCCUCUCCUGAGCUCUACAUAUUGACCUUCCAGGCAUCAGGCACGUACCUAUUUUGGUUUGUUCAGCGUUUUUACCGCGUCUCCAGGCGUCUCCUCUUCGAUACAUUCAGAUCCCUUUUUACGUUCUUCUUUCUCAUCCUCAUCGUAUCUCAUCGCACGGACUUUGCAUAUGUGCGUUCAUACCUUUAUCACGUUUGGCUUCAUCACAUACCCUUCAGAGCUGUAUUUUUGGCAUCCGUGGCACCGUGGCCCUUCCCUUACUCGUAUAGCGUAAGUAGUACUGUAUCGUAGCUCAUCGUCAUGUAGACCCAAUUUGUGGAUAGCAGGUCUUGACAUGUAUUCCAUGCCUCUCGCCGGAGAUAGCUUAAGUUGGUGGCGUAGUGAACGGUGCAUCGUGAGGCCGAACGAAGUGCAGACAUGCUUUUAUGUCUGCGUCUGUCGAAGAGUUGGCUG